Molecule: messenger RNA, 916 nt
Organism: Elaeis guineensis (African oil palm)
Lineage: Eukaryota; Viridiplantae; Streptophyta; Magnoliopsida; Arecales; Arecaceae
Product: NAD(P)H-quinone oxidoreductase subunit U, chloroplastic
Cellular component (GO): chloroplast thylakoid membrane; chloroplast; NAD(P)H dehydrogenase complex (plastoquinone)
Source: RefSeq, a predicted model, not a curated record
GCCUUAUCCGUCCAGUCUCCCCAAAUUUAAAACACCAAGAUAAAAUAAUUUCCUUUUUUUCUUAAAUAAAAUUAUCGUGCUCCAUCGCAAAUGGCUACCGUCGGAUUUCCAUCACCGGCGGCGAAGCUGUCCACGCCCCGGCCCUUCCUCUCCCAGCGUGGACGCCGGGGGGCGAGGAAUCUCCCCAUCUGCGUCCGGUGCUCCACAGAGGCGGCUCCGGGCACCGCUGCGGAGGAGGAUACCGCCUCCACCGCGUCUCCUCCCCCGGCUCCCGAGCCCUUCUCGUCCCUCAUCUCCUCCUCCAACGUCGAGAAGGCCCUUCGAGGCAUCCCGAUUACGAAUGCCGAUCAUUACGGGAGGCUGGGGAUCCCGAGAAGCACUUCCUCUGAUGAGGUUAAGGUCGCCUAUGAAAAGAAGUGCGACCAACUGAGGAAUAAAGGAUUGGAUGAAGAGGAAGUCAGCAAGGAGCUAGAACUCUUGAAGGAAUCUUAUGGAGUACUCUCAUCCGAGGAGGAGAGGAGAUUAUACGACUGGAGUCUGGCUAGAAGCGAGAACCCAGAUAGAUAUGUUUGGCCUUUUGAGGUUGACAUAACACAAACUCCAAAAUGGCCUCCUCCUCCACAGGAACCCGAAGAUGAGGGGCCAACAAAGCUCGUGGGAUACUUUUUCCUAGCUUGGUUGAUACUGUCUUUUGUAUUAUCUGUAACCUUAAACCGAUGAGACAUUUCUUCAUGUUGCAUGAUAAACAUAAGUACUUAAUAUUAUUGUUUUGUGUCUGAUUAAAUGUACCUCGUCAUCUUGAGCAUCUUACCCAAACAAUCUCUUGUUCGGUUUAAAGUCGACGAUGGCCGCUUAGGCCAUUGGGUGCGUCAGUUUUCAAAUGCAUACAUCCUCCGUUUUGGAUGGAUUCUUCAGU